CGGGUUGUUUGAGAGUUACGCGAACCUCCCUGCUAGUCCCCAUCCUGAUCGUCGCAAACACGGAUUCUAGCGAACCAUUUGACAGUGAUCUUGCAAAUCAAUGUGUCAAGCUUGGGGCUGCCUUGGUCCAGGGUCUAGAGACUUCGGCCGUACUUUCACGCGCGGGCUCACUGAUCAGACGGUUCCAGGCAGCUCAAGUAGUUUUCAAUGAAUUGAACGGUCACGGACCAAGUGUGUUCUCCGAGCUCUCGAGCCGAUCAGGAAUCGACGCAAGUAGAUCACACUGUCAUAGAUCAAAUUCGGAUCGUCCUCUUGAUAUUCACAGUUGCCCUCGAGACGUUGACGGACACCGAUAUAGCUAUAGAGCAAAGAAUCAAAUCGACUCUACUAGUGCCAUCCAAGAAGCGGGUGGGAAGAUGUGGCAGCCUUUAAGAUCGCCUCGGACAUCGGUUGGUAUGAGUCAGCGUCGAACAGCUGGUGUGCUCAAACUUGUCAAAGAAUGUCUCGGCAUGUCCCGCGAUGAAAGUUCAUAUCGAAGUGUCCGAGAUGUCAUGCGUUUGAUCAGCAAAUUUGAAUCAAGGCUUGCAGGGCGUUCUACGACGCAGAGUAAUAACUGCGUGAAGGAGUUUUAUUCCUCGAAUAAGCGGACUGACGAAAACUACAAGUCGAUAGCCUGGAAUAAUACAAAUCUUCGCAAGGAGCUUCGCGUGAUUCUCCAGCCGAAAGUUGUGGAUGUCCUACUGAAAAACGAUUAUGAGCACAUACCCCCAAGACAAUUUCGCUGCAGUCCAUCAACUCUGCUUCUGCAACGCGGGUACUAUUUGUAUAGGGGGCGCCAAUACGAGGAAGCUUGUGGAUUCUUUGAUUUGGCUGUCGCUCGAGACUCGAGGGAGGCCACACGUGACCUGGACCGCGCUCUUGACUUGACCUUGCGUGAAAAAGUCGUUUUGCACGAAGCUCGAAAUACAAUUCGAGAGCAGCAGCGACAGAAAGUCGAAUUGGCUAUUCGCUUCAACCGCUCGGUUGCGCGCGCAAAUAUGGGCGACGAUGAUGGCGCAUUGCAGGAUCUUGAGUCCUUACUGCUGCUGCACGUGGGCUGUGCACAAGCACCACCCUUGCAGCUGUGUGCAAAUCGUCCGCUAUCGUUGGCAACAUUCCCGAACGAACAGGGAUUGAUAAUUUCAACACAAAAAUUGCAAGGCAGAUUUCGCAAGACUCCAGAGUUUGCCUCUCUGACUUCAGGGGUUCAAGUCGCACUUGCCACUGAUCCAGCAUUACGCAGCCCAAUUGAGCUGCAGCAAUUGUCUGACAUGCUUUCUACCCUGCAUGUCUUCCAGGGAAUAUCGCCACAUUGCAUGGCGCAACUAGCAGCUUCCGUGAGCUAUCGACCUCUAAAACUUAGAGACACGGCCUUGACUUGCAAUGCAGAGACAGAUGCCUGUUUUAUUGUUCUCAAUGUGGCCCAUAAGGAUGUCUGCUAUCAGCAGCAGACCAAUGCCGCGCUUUCUGAGACCUAUCAGGCUGAGGCACCGUCCGAGCUGCUUGUGAUCCCGCGACAAGUAUUUGAUGCUACCCUGCGCAACAUAGCCUACCAAAACCUUCAGCGACGUUUUUCUUUCUUGAGAAGGUCGGGGUUGUUUGAAAGCUGGCCGACGAGAGAAGUAGCAAAAAUUGCUGGAUUAUCGCGAGAGAGAAGGCUGUCACCAAAUUCUGCUUUUGUCCUGACUCGCCAAGGAGACUCUCCAGAAUACGUUUUCCUACUCAUAACUGGCAUAUGCCGAGUGGUUCGUUCCCCUGAUGUUCACGCAGAAAAACUAUCAAACUAUUGUAUACUUUCCACUACUCGCUGCGCAACAGAACACAGUUUUCACACAAUCAAGACUCGAGACAAUUUGAAAACACACUUCCCAACCGGAGCGAUGCUACAACAGUCACAGAGCAUCGACUGUUGCAACUAA
Aureococcus anophagefferens is the source of this 1958-nucleotide messenger RNA. RefSeq lists its product as hypothetical. The coding region runs from base 417 to 1958 and encodes 513 amino acids. NCBI's taxonomy places the organism in Eukaryota, Pelagophyceae, Pelagomonadales, Pelagomonadaceae. The transcript is spliced from 9 exons. Gene Ontology annotation, molecular function: protein binding. The record is from RefSeq and is a predicted model, not a curated record.